Molecule: messenger RNA, 4265 nt
Organism: Chlamydomonas reinhardtii
Lineage: Eukaryota; Viridiplantae; Chlorophyta; Chlorophyceae; Chlamydomonadales; Chlamydomonadaceae
Exons: 23
Coding region: 140-3169 (1009 amino acids)
Biological process (GO): microtubule-based movement
Molecular function (GO): ATP binding; microtubule motor activity; microtubule binding
Source: RefSeq, a predicted model, not a curated record
GCGUCGCACUAAAACGCCGGAGGCUAGGUUUGAAACUACAAGGCGAAAAGAAGGAUCACAUUUGCUCCUCGUUGGUCGACUUUUCACACUGACUGAAAGGUUUAAUCUUGCUGCUUAUUGAGUCUGGAAGCCGGCAGGGAUGGCGGAGCAGGAGGGAGGCGCUCAGUCGGAAUUUUCCAGCUCAAUCCAAGUAGCAGUUCGUGUGCGUCCCCUCAACCCGCGCGAGCGCGACGAGGGCCUUCGCGCCUGCGUGAACUUCGAUGAGGAGACACGACAAGUCGUACUUUCGGCCGUGGACAAGAACACGCUGCUGCAGCUGCGCGGUGCCACCGCGAAAGGAUAUGCGUUUGAUCGACGCUACGGCCAGGAUGUGACGUCGGACGCAAUUUAUGACGACUGCGUCGCACAGCUGGUGGAGGCGGUCUUCAAGGGAUAUAACGCGACAGUGCUCGCCUAUGGCCAGACGGGUUCGGGAAAGACGCACACGAUGGCCGGUGGCGCGGGUAUUCACGGUGUUGUGGAGCAGGGCAUCACGCCUCGGGUGAUUCAGCACAUCUUCGCGCUCGCGGAGGCUAUCCGAAAGAAGGAGAAGCCUGGCGAGAAGACACAGAUCGCGGCAUAUGGCUUGGAGCUGUACAAUGAGGACCUGCGCGACCUGGCGCUGGCGGGCGGGCGCGAUGAGAGCGCCAAGGGCUGGGACGGCAAGGGUGGCAACCCGUCGGCGCUGAAGCUGCAGGAGCGCCCGGUCGGCAAGGAGGGUCGUGUCGUGCCGGAGGUGGUGGGUGUGACUGAGCGGGUGGUGAGCAGCGCGGAGGAGCUGACGAACUUCUUCAACCAGUGUGUGGAUAACCGCUCCACCUCUUCCACAAAGCUGAACGACAGAUCGUCCCGCUCGCACGCCAUCUUCACCAUCACUAUCCAGCGCACCAUCGUGGAGGUGCUCAACGAGCUGGGCUCGGACCUGAAGGCCAAGGUGCGCACAAGUGAGUUCACCAGCAAGCUGCACCUGGUGGACCUGGCCGGCAGCGAGCGCGUCAAGCGCUCGGGCGUGACGGGCAAGGAGCUGAAGGAGGCCACGCACAUCAACAGCGGCCUGCUGGCGCUGGGCAACGUAAUCGUGGCCCUGGCGGGCGAGGACCGCGGCGCGGAGGGCAGCGCCAAGAAGGAGACGCCUGGUGUGGAGAAAAAGAAGGCACACGUGCCGUAUCGGGACUCGAAGCUGACUCGCCUGCUGCAGGACUCGCUGGGCGGCAACAGCCUGACGGUGCUGAUCAGCUGUAUCAGCCCGUCGGAGGCGGAUUUUGAGGAGACCAAUAACACCCUGAAGUACGCGAACCGCGCGUGUAAAAUCAAGAACCAGCCGCUCCCAAACAGGUUCACCACGCUGGAGGAGGACCUGCUGCCCACCAUCCCCACCGCGGGCAUGGGCAACUCGCUGGGCAUGAUGCAGCUGCAGGCGCUGUUGGCGGACCACGAGCGGCUAAAAGAGAACCGCGAGCGCCGUGAUCGCGAGCGCCAGGAGAAGGAGGCAAAGCGGAUGGCGGCGCUCAUGUCCAUGCGCGAGGAGCAGAUGAAGGCGAAGGGCUUCCAGCGGUUGCGCGCCACGCAGUACGACGAGCUGCGGCGGCGGCUGGCAGGCGGGACAGGCACCAGCAUCCCCACCGACCAGGUCAUCGGCGACGACCUGCUGAAGGGCUUUGGCAACCGACUGCGGCUGAGCCAGGUGGCCAGUUCGCAGGAGGGGCUACCGGCGGCCGGCCCGGCCUCCGCACGGCGGUCAACUGCGGCUAGGCCGGGCAGCAGCAGGCGUCCAGGUGCCGGCGCGGCCGCUGGGGAAGAGGGCACUGCCUCGCCGGGCGGCACCACUCCGUCGCGGCCGCGGCCAGGGGCGUCGACCGCCAAGUCGGUGGGCAAGUCCAGCUUCGCAUCGUGGCUGGCGUCUCAAGAGGCCAGCGACGCAGCCGCAGCCGCGGGUGGUGGUGGCAGCGAGUUCGGUGGCCACGACGACUUCUAUGAGCAGGGCGAGGGCGAGGCGGAGGCAGACAUUGGCACGGAGGACUUUGCCGCGGCGGAGGCGGGUGAGGGGGCCGACGAGUCCAUGUUUGCCGACGAGGACCCGUCUGGCGGCGUGGGCGCAGCAGGCGACGGCAGCGGUCAGGAGGAGUCCAUGUUUGCUGAGGAGGACGACGCAGGGGCAGCAGCGGCGCCCGUGGCGGCCAAGUCCAAGUUCCGCAGGGCGCAAAAGGCUGGCGCGGUCGGCGCAGGCGUGGCUGGCGCUGGCGGCAGCGAGGUGUCGCUCACGGAGCUGGAGCGGGCCGCGGCGGCGGCCGAGGGCGAGGGCGAGGGCAGCCAGACGGACGGCACCGCGGCGCGGGAAGAGGACGCGGGCGGCUACGACCUUCUAGACGAGGGCGAGGUGCCCAAGCUGCUGGCGCGGUUCAAGGUGAAUCAGCACGACACGUUGGCGGUGUUCAAGGCCUGCACCAAGGAGGACUUUAAGGACGUCAUCAGCCUGCUGCCCGAGAACACGCCGCUGCCCGCCAGCGACAAGAUGACCUACCUGCUGGCGCGCCUGGAGGUAAACCCCGGCCGGGACAUGGCGGCAGCGCUGCUGAGCGUGGCGACCGGGGAGUCUACGAUGAAGGAGGCGGUGGGGCCGGCGGUGGGCUGCCUGAUGGCCACCUUCGGCACCAACAUGAUCGCCUCCUGCAUUUUCGAUUUUGAGGACCCGGAGGACCUGCGGUACUAUGGCGUGGACGAGCGCAUCGAGCUGUGGGGGCUGCAGAUCCCGCACACAAGCGUGCGGCCGGCACUGGCGGAGGGCUUGACAGAGGAGCAGGCGCUGGCGGCGGCGGCAGAGUCCACCAAGGACAACACCAUCACGUGGAGCAGCGUGGACCGCCUCAACAUGUCCAUAGGCCUGCUCUAUGCGCUAUGCAACCACGCAAUUGAGAACGGCAUUCGCUGCGGCUUCUGUGUGCCGCGCCCCCAGCUGCUGAAGCGUUGGAUGCAGGCCGGUGUCAAGAUGGAGCAGGUCAAGACCGCUCUAACACUCAUCUACCCGCAGUCGGCGCACGACUACGAGUACUACCGCGCCUCCACGGUGGCGUGGUUCAUGGUGGCCGAGGUCAAGGCGAAGCUGGAGCGCGUGCUGGGCAUCGUGCACUGAGGGGAGGGCGGCGGAGCGCGCGCGCGUGCGUAUCCUACCUAAUCGAGAGCUGUGUGCAUUGAGCGCGUGAGUUCUGUCAAAGGCGCUGCGGGCCAGCAUUCUGGCCGGUCAAGGCUUCCACAGGGAUGCUUUCUUAGUGACGACGAGCGCGGAAAGCAGUUCGCGCCUUGCUUGUCGUCGAGAGUGCGGAGAAACGCUUCGUAGCAAGGUGAAGAAGAGCGCUGCUUUGCUGGCGUGCCAGUCCAAUGUAGUACAGGCAAAGAUGCUUGCCGGAGGCUGCUUUAGUCCUUGCUGUAAAGUGUGGUCUUGGCGUGCGACAUAUGGGCCGCGUCGCAAGAGCUUAAGGUGCGUCGAACAGGUGAGGAAUUCAACGAUAUGGGUGCUGCGAGCAUGGUGCUGUCUGCUUUCUGAGGCCGAGAAAGUCGCUGUGUGUAUGAUCCGCGCAUGGAAUGCGUAUGCGAUAUGGUGAGGGAUGGACCACGCGCAACACGCAUUCUGGGAUAGCCGAGCACGCGAUAAGCGAUUACGUGGAUGCUGCAUGUGGGGGUAGGGUGAUAGGCUACCAGUAUGGAAUCGCAUGCGACGCGGCGUAGGACUGCCCACGAAGGGCCGGGCCUCCGUGCAAUCGGCAAAUCUAGGCAAAUGGCCAUGAAUUCGGGGAAGGCAUGUUGGCGACAGCAUCGGCCCCAUAUAGAUGACGGGCGCCAACUGCACAGCCGCGUGGCAGCGAGGGACACGGCAAGGUUGAAUGAGAGGUGCGGCGCACAGUGCUCAGCCCUGAGCUUGGCCCUGAGGAGUAUCCCGACGGUUUCGCGGACCAUCGGACAGCUGCGGUCCCUCUGCCAGCGGUGACGAAGAGACCGGUUCCGGUUGGAGCAUUGGAGGUGAGUGUAGUAGGACAGUCGGUAAAAGACACAUCUAGGUGCCACAGGGCGCCGUCCGCAGGGUUAUAUACUUGUGUGUCGUAGAACUUCCGUGUUCCGCCCACAGUGAGCCUCGCUUUGGGUCCAUGACACAGCAACGAGGACUGCAGCGUAAUGUCUGCAACGUAAGGACUUGCAGGUCGUCAAACCAGGGGGAAUAGCCGAAUAUAGGG